UGCUGCUCGGCACAUGACAUCGUUUGCUCCAGCAAGCCACUCCAACCCACCACGCGUCUUCUCGAUGACCGGAAACUCGCGCUCGAGACGUCGUCGCAUUCAAUAACGCCCGCUCGCUCGCCAUGGCCGGGCUCAACUAUGUCACCUUCAACCAGGAUCACAGCCUGCUGGCAGUCGCAACUACCCGCGGACUGCGAGUCUACACCACGGAUCCCUUCGAACUCACCAAUCAUUCAUACGAAGAGGACAUCUCUCUCGUCGAACAGCUCUUCUCCACCUCGCUCGUUGCCAUGAUCCUCACCCCGCGCCUGCUCCGAAUUGUAAAUACCAAGCGAAAGCAGAAACACUCCACAAUAUGCGAGCUUACCUUUCACGGCAUGGUGGUGGCGGUCAAGAUGAAUCGAAAACGCUUGGUGGUGCUGCUGGAGGAGGUGGCUUUCUUUUACGACAUCAGCAACAUGAAAAUGCUGCACCAACAGACAACGCCGCUCAACCCGGGCGGUAUCUGUGCCAUAUCACCCAAUUCGGAGAACAACUACCUGGCCAUUCCGCAUUACCAAAAGACAGCACAACACCCCAGUGCCGCCCCUUCGCAGCUGCCGAAGUCAGUGGUCAAGGAGACCAUAAGCGGCGAUGUGCUGCUGUAUGACUUGAACAGGAUGGAGGAGGUGACGGUGAUCCAAGCCCACCAAGCUCCGCUUUCGUACAUUGCCAUCAACAAUGAUGGCACGCUCAUGGCGACCUCUUCAGAAAAGGGAACAGUGAUCCGCGUGUUCUCGAUACCAUCCGGCAAGAAGCUUUACCAGUUCCGUCGCGGAAGCAUGCCUGCUAGAAUCUAUUGCAUGUCCUUCAACGCAACGUCGACACUGCUCUGCGUUUCCUCCGCGACCGAAACGGUACACAUCUUCAAACUCGCCCCGCCUGGGUCCAACCCACAGAACGGCAGCGGCAGCUCCGCACGACCCAACUCGCCACCUGCCUCACCUCGCCACGGCUCCUUCUCGUCUCCUCGCGAACGAAGCGAAUCGCCCUCACAAUCCGAAUACGAUUCCGAACGACAGCAAUCGAUAGACGGCGAUCCCAGCGCUCUCUCCAACGCGCCUCAACCCCGCCAACCGGGUUUCAUGUCCCUUGUUCGCCGCACCUCCCAAAAUGUCGGCACCUCUCUCGUCUCGCGCGCUGCCGGUUAUCUUCCUUCGUCAGUGACAGAAAUAUGGGAGCCACAACGAGAUUUCGCAUGGGUGCGCGUACCGCGAGGGAGUAAUGGACAACCAGUACGAUGCGUCGUGGCGAUGGCGAAUAACGUUCCACACGUCAUGGUCGCAACAAGCGAAGGAGACUUUUAUGUGUACAUGGUAGAUCUAGAGAAGGGCGGAGAGGGUACACUGGUCAAGAGAUUCGAUGAAAUUCACGGCAUGAAAUACAAAAAGGGAGGCGUGGAGCCCGAUGAUUAGGAAUGGGUUUGGCAGGAGCCAACAUGGAGCAGAACUAUCGUUAUACGGAAGACUUGGGGACGAUUGAAUUUCGGGAGGAGAGAGGGAUAGGCAGUGGGUAGGCACAUUUCUUGCGAACUGUAGCGUUCAAGCGGGUGGCGUUAUUGGCGGAAAGGAGGCAAAAGUGAGUCGGUGAACUCUCGACUCUGGGCGGCAU
Molecule: messenger RNA, 1650 nt
Organism: Cercospora beticola
Lineage: Eukaryota; Fungi; Ascomycota; Dothideomycetes; Mycosphaerellales; Mycosphaerellaceae
Biological process (GO): protein lipidation; protein localization to phagophore assembly site; autophagy of mitochondrion
Cellular component (GO): phagophore assembly site membrane; cytosol; extrinsic component of membrane
Molecular function (GO): protein binding; phosphatidylinositol-3,5-bisphosphate binding; phosphatidylinositol-3-phosphate binding
Source: RefSeq, a predicted model, not a curated record